UAGGCCCAUUAAAAAAAUCAAGUGAUAAGAAACGCAAUUUGAACAAGACUGAGAAGGAACCUAAUAACUCUAUCUUUGAUAAUGAUAAAAAACACAAAUCAGACAAUGAAGUUAAAACUGACGACGCAGUAUCGAAUGAAGAAGUUUCUGCGUUUAAUAAUAAAUUAACGGCGUUUACUGCUAAAAUGUUUAUUGAUGUGCCACCUAAAGCUUUUGAAGAUUUCGACCAAGGAGUUUAUACAUAUACUUAA
This is a messenger RNA of Scutellospora calospora, 251 nucleotides long. NCBI's taxonomy places the organism in Eukaryota, Fungi, Glomeromycota, Glomeromycetes, Diversisporales, Gigasporaceae. The record is from the annotation of a GenBank genome assembly.